AUGAGCAAAGCCCUGGACCGAAUCUCCCAGUUACCCUUCACACGCAAGAUGGAGGGGGCUGAACUCCCUCAACGGUUCCAUCAACCUACCUUCACCAUAUAUAAUGGUCGGACGGACCCCGUAGAGCACGUAAGUCAGUUCAACCAGAAGAUGGCCGUCCAUUCCAAAGACGAAACUUUGAUGUGCAAAGUAUUUCCAUCUAGUUUGGAACCGAUGACGAUGAGAUGGUUUGACGGCCUCAGGCCAAACUCCAUAAAUUCCUUUAAGCAGCUAACCCACGCCUUCGGCUCUCGCUUCAUCACGAGCAGCAGGGUUCCUCGACCCUCGGAUUCCCUUCUAUCGUUAUCCAUGCGAGAGGGGGAGACCCUAAAAGCCUACUUGGAUAGGUAUUGGGAAUUGUAUAAUGAGAUAGAGGGCGAUUAUGAUGACGUUGCCAUCAGUACGUUCAAGAGAGGCUUGUCGACCAAGCACGGUUUAAGAAAAUCCCUAACUGGGAAACCGGUUACCAGCCUGCGCCAACUCAUGGACCGAAUCAACAAGUACAAGAGGAUCGAAGAAGACCAACAGUUGGGUAAGGGUAAAACAAAGUUUCUCCCUCAGGAGAGGAGGGACUUCAGGUCGGACCGAUUUAGCAACAACAACCGAUCGAGGAGAGACUACACGAAGCAACCUGGAUCUACUAGAGUGCAAGCAGUCUACGCUGUGUUCCGAGAUCCAUUACAUCAGGUUUUGGAGAAAAUCAGGAACGAACCAUUCUUCAAAUGGCCAAAUAGGAUGGUGGAGGACCCCACGAAACGCAACCAGAACCUAUACUGUUAG
Molecule: messenger RNA, 819 nt
Organism: Quercus lobata
Lineage: Eukaryota; Viridiplantae; Streptophyta; Magnoliopsida; Fagales; Fagaceae
Exons: 1
Coding region: 1-819 (272 amino acids)
Source: RefSeq, a predicted model, not a curated record